Molecule: messenger RNA, 582 nt
Organism: Ostertagia ostertagi
Lineage: Eukaryota; Metazoa; Nematoda; Chromadorea; Rhabditida; Trichostrongylidae
Source: the annotation of a GenBank genome assembly
CCUCUCACCGAAGAGAAGAUCGCCGAAGCAGCUGAGAGCUACCGUACACAGGAGAGGACGAUUGAAAUUGUACAGAAAGAACUCGAUAAUAUUGAGGAGAUUCGACCUAAGAAUUCAGAUGCAAACUUCACCAAAUCAUCACCUGAUAUCAUGUAUCAUUCAAAAAAGCAUGUCAACUGUGAUGUUAGCCAUAUUCUGUUUCCUCGUACGAGACAAAGAAUUCAUAAACUCCGGCCGAAAAAUUCUAAGGGAAUACCCGGAUAUAAGACUUCACCAAAUCAUCACCUGAUAUCAUGUAUCAUUCAAAAAAGCAUGUCAACUGUGAUGUUAGCCAUAUUCUGUUUCCUCGUACGCGACAAAGAAUUCAUAAACUCCGGCCGAAAAAUUCUAAGGGAAUACCCGGAUAUAAGACUUUGCAAAGGAAAAAACGAGUUCAAAAGCGUUGAAGGCAUGCGAAGGAGGCUGCAUUUGCACGACCGUCAUCUUCUCGAUAAAUGGCAAUUCAUUAUGGUUACUCGAGAGCCCGUCGACCGAUUUCUAUCCGGUUUCAUUGACAGAUGUUUACGGUGGGGUCGGAAAUAA